AUGCCAUCUCUUACUGAUGACGUCCCAUGUCGUCAAAUUGAUUUGACGGAUCUUAAUAUUCCAAGUGACAUUUGUUUGGCCGAUCCAAACUUUUAUAACCCUGCACCGGUCGAUAUAAUAUUAGGAUCUGAAGUAUUUUGGGACUCGUUUCCUACUCAGCCUCAGAUCAUCAGACUAGGUACCGGACUGCCGAUGCUCUGUGAAACUCGCUUUGGCUUCUUGGUUGCUGGUCGGGCAAUUACCGACUAUCUGCCUUCCAGUAUGCAGUGCUUUUUUGCUUCUGGUCUCUCGCACACAGGUAAUAAUGAUUUAAAAUGUAACGACGACAUCCAAACCCAAUUAACGCGGUUUUGGCAACUCGAAGAAGUUAGCCAUAAGUCGUCUCACUAUUCACCUGAGGAGAAAAUGUGCGAAGAACAUUUCGUUGAAAAUACUACGCGGCUAGCCGACGGACGAUUUUGUGUCAGGCUUCCUUUAAAACAAAGCGAAAGUGUAUUAGGCGAUUCAUUUCAACGCGCGAAGCAUUGCAUGCUUUCAUUGGAACGCAGAAUUAAAACCAAGCCCUCAUUUAAAGGUUUAUACACUGAUUUCAUGGCAGAGUAUGAAAGUUUGGGUCACAUGUCGCAAGGUAGGCAGGUCUCAAGGGAAGAAAAGGGCUAUUACAUACCCCACCACGGAAUUUUGCGUGAUAGCUCCACGACAAAGCUCCGUGUCGUAUAUAAUGCUAGCAGCCCGUCUACCUCAGGUAUCAGUCUGAAUGACAUUCAGAUGGUUGGACCCACUGUGCAAGACGACCUUCUGUCUAUCCUUAUUAGGUUCAGGCAGCACCGGUACAUCAUUUCUUCGGACGUGGAGAAAAUGUACCGUCAGAUAUGGGUGCAUCCUGACGACCGCCACCUUCAAAAAAUUCUUUGGCGCAGUUCGGAGACCAAGCCACUAUUAGUGCACGAGCUCAAUACUGUCUCUUAUGGGACAGCCAGUGCUCCGUUCCUAGCCACCAGGUGUCUCAAACAAAUAGGCUUAGAUUGUGACGAUGAGAAGGUCAAAGAAGUCAUCGUUCACGAUUUUUAUGUAGACGACCUGCUGACAGGAGGAGAUGACCUUACUGCGGUGGAAGAGAUUCGCCAUAAAGUGACUCAAGCACUGUCUUCAGCAGGAAUGAACCUGCGUAAGUGGAAGUCAAACGAGCCUCGCCUCCUAUGUGAACCCUCUCAAUCCUCUGUGAAUUUGAAUAUAGGAUCAAAUGAGCCCAGCAAAACGUUAGGCUUAGGCUGGCACCCUGAGUCCGAUGAGCUGUAUUUUCCAAUAGGAAAACUAGUUCCCAAAGGAAAUACCAAACGCGACAUGCUAUCGGUGAUUGCUCAGAUCUUCGAUCCGUUAGGUCUUCUGUCUCCGUUUGUAAUCACCAUGAAGAUGCUACUGCAGCGGUUGUGGCUUCAAAAGAUUACAUGGGAAGAAGAACUGCCUCCAGAGAUCACCAAACAAUGGGUAGAACUCUUGGAAGGAUUGCCGGCACUGAAUGAUGUCAGAGUCCCUCGUCAUGUCAUUUGCAACUCACACGUAGCCUUCGAUUUACACAUUUUCUCAGACGCAUCUGAACGCGCGUACGGCGCUUGUGUGUACGUACGUAGUGUAGACAAAGAAGGUCAGGUAUUAGUUAGGUUAUUGAUCGCAAAAAGUCGAGUCAGUCCGAUUAAACCUACGACUAUACCUAGGCUUGAGUUGUGUGGCGCUCUCGUUAGUGCUCAUCUGUAUGACAAGGUCAUGACUUCACUUAGAGCUCAGGUUAGAAACACGACAUUUUGGACCGACUCGACUAUAGUGUUAGGUUGGCUUAAGAUGAUGCCAAGUAGGUUGCAACCUUUUGUGAGGAACCGAGUGUCGGACAUUCUAGAAAUUACCGGCAGUUGUACUUGGAGGCAUGUUCCAACGGACCAAAACCCAGCGGACUUAAUUUCCCGUGGAUUGCAUGCACGUGUUAUAGACUCGUUAGAUUUGUGGUGGUCGGGUCCCAGUUUCUUGCAACAAGACGUCGCUCAGUGGCCCUCGAAUCCUACCACAAAGCACGGCGAUGAGCUGCCUGAAACCCGCGUUGAGGUUUCAUUGCACGUUAACAUAAUUAAUGAGCCAUUAAUAGAUUUCAAUCGUUUCUCUAACCUUUCGCGGCUCAUUCGUGCUUUUGCGUAUGCUCUUCGUUUCAUUAAAAAAUGCCGCAAAAAUGCAACGUCGACGUCGUCCACGUACCUCAAUCAUGACGAAUUAAAUAAUUCAUUAAAGGUGAUUACCAAAUUCAGUCAGAGCGAAUCAUUUUCAGAAUAUGAUAUAUUAUUAAAAAAACAAAAUUUACCAAAAAAGAGUAAGCUCUUGAAAUUCAACCCAUUCCUAGACAACGACAACUUAAUGCGUGUGGGAGGCCGUCUUUCCAAUUCAGAAUUUCUGUACGAGAAAAAACAUCCCAUUAUUAUACAGUCCACACAUCGAUUCACAAAAUUAUUAUUUAAUCAGGAACAUAAAAGGCUUCUCCAUGCACCGCCCCAGCUGUUGUUAGCAACGAUUAAAGAAACCUACUGGCCCAUAGGGGGUCGUAAUUUGGCAAAGGCUUGCUACCAUCAAUGUGUGCGAUGUAAAAUCAUGAAGGGACAAGUAAUUGCUCCAUUGAUGGGGAAUUUGCCAAAUUCUCGGUUGUCACCUGGAGGCUACCCGUUUAGGAAUGUGGGCGUGGACUACGCAGGUCCACUCAUGGCAGCCAGCCGUCAAGGUCGUGGUUGCGCACUAGUUAAAGUUUAUGUUGCUAUUUUUAUAUGCUUCACAACCAAGGCGAUACAUUUAGAAUUGGUGGGAGAUUUAACUAGUAAAACUUAUUUGUUAGCACUGUCUCGCUUCAUGUCUCGACGGGGACAGCCAGACAACAUUUAUUCCGAUAACGGCACUGCAUUUGUCGGAGCCUAUAAUGAAAUUACAAAGUUUCUGAAGGAAAACUGCAACUCUUUGGCUGAGACUUUAGCUAGUGAAAAUACUAGAUUUCAUUUUCUGCCUGCUUACGCACCUCACUUCGGGGGUCUUUGGGAGGCGGGUGUCAAAUCAGUUAAAUUCCAUUUGCAACGAGUGUUGGGCAAUUGUAACUUGACUUAUGAACAGCUUAACUCUACACUCAUCAAUAUUGAAGCCCUGUUGAAUUCUCGGCCACUCACGCCUCUGUCAUCACACCCGGACGAUCUCUCAGCGCUCACCCCUGGACAUUUUCUUGUCGGACGUUCACUGACAUCAUUGCCGGUGCAGGAUCUGCGGGACCACACUUAUCAGCAUCUGUCUCGAUUCCACCGAAUCGAACAACUCCGUCAACAUUUCUGGGCUCGGUGGACUAAAGAGUACGUCCCAGAACUGCAACAACGAAUCAAGUGGAGACUCAACCAUGAUUCCCUUAAGAAUAAUACCCUCGUUGUUCUGAAGGAGGACAAUCUUCCUCCGUUGAAAUGGAGACUGGGACGCAUUGUAGCCAUUCACCCUGGACAGGAUGGCAUAUCUCGAGUGGCUGAUGUGAAGACAGCUGGAGGAGUCGUUCGACGCGCUUUCAGCAAGAUUUGUCCACUUCCUGUGGCUACCGAUUCUGCUUGA
Molecule: messenger RNA, 3615 nt
Organism: Cydia splendana
Lineage: Eukaryota; Metazoa; Arthropoda; Insecta; Lepidoptera; Tortricidae
Exons: 1
Coding region: 1-3615 (1204 amino acids)
Biological process (GO): DNA integration
Molecular function (GO): nucleic acid binding
Source: RefSeq, a predicted model, not a curated record